AUGGUUUCUCUAAUUGAAUACAAAUACAACUUCCUUGUCUCUGAAUUCUCAUUAACAGACACUAGUGGGGAAAAGCCGUCUUUGGAUUGGAAUAAACGCAUGCAUAUUGCCCUUGGUGCUGCCUGCGGACUUUUAUACUUACACGAGCAGUGCAAUCCAAGAAUAAUUCACAGGGAUGUCAAAGCCGCAAACACUUUGCUUGAUGAAAGAUUUGAAGCGGUUGUUGGGGAUUUUGGUCUUGCUAAGCUGUUAGAUCUUAGGGAUUCACAUGUCACUACUGCUGUGAGGGGUACUGUAGAACACAUCGCCCCCGAGUAUCUUUCAACUGGGCGGUCUUCUGAGAAAACCGAUGUUUUUGGAUUUGGCAUACUGCUAUUGGAACUUGUAACAGGGCAGAAGGCAUUAGAUGCUGGAAAUGGUCAGAUUCAGAAGGGAAUGAUCCUUGAUUGGGUUAGAACCUUGUACGCAGAAAAAGACUAG
Messenger RNA from Camellia sinensis, 480 nucleotides. Lineage: Eukaryota; Viridiplantae; Streptophyta; Magnoliopsida; Ericales; Theaceae. The record is from RefSeq and is a predicted model, not a curated record.